Molecule: messenger RNA, 777 nt
Organism: Penicillium antarcticum
Lineage: Eukaryota; Fungi; Ascomycota; Eurotiomycetes; Eurotiales; Aspergillaceae
Product: putative translocon-associated protein, alpha subunit
Exons: 3
Coding region: 1-777 (258 amino acids)
Cellular component (GO): endoplasmic reticulum membrane; endoplasmic reticulum
Source: RefSeq, a predicted model, not a curated record
AUGACUCGCUUCGGUUUCCUCUCUCUGGCUGUCUUCUCUCUCCAGGCCUUUGUUGGCACCAGCUUUGCUGCUGAUGCUGAGAAGGCCGCGGAACCAGAGACUGUUAGCCUGGCUGUCACUGCCCAGGCUUCCUUCCCUGCUUCCGAGAUCUUCGGCAUCAAGCUUGUCAACGGUCACCCGACCCAGGCACUGAUUGAUGUCUCCAACGAUGAGCCGAACCCUAUCACCGUGAACUUCAUCGGUGGAAGCCUGCGGAACCCUGAUGAUCAGACCCAAGUCAUCCGCAACUUGACUGCCGUUCGUUACGGUGUCGAGAUCCCGGCCGGUCAGAAGGAGACCAUCAGCUACAGCUUUGCCACCGAGAUGCACCCCCAGGAUCUCCUGAUGACUCUCUCUGCCAUCAUCUCUGACAGCGAGGGCAACUUCCUCCCUGUCACUGCCCACAAUGGCACUGUCACCGUUGUUGAGGCCGACACCAGCAUUUUCGACCCUCAGAUUCUCUUCCUCUACUUCUUCCUCUUGGCAUGUGUCUCUGGUACCGGAUACUUCUUCUACUCCGUCUGGAUCGCGCCCUACUUCCCCCAGAAGCGCAAGGCUGGAAAGCCCGCUGAGAAGCGCACCCAGGGCUCCAAGCGCGUUGAGGAGCAGGGCACCGAGGAGACCUCUGGCACUGCCGUUUCUUCCGCCACCACCUACAACGCCGACUGGAUUCCCUCCCACCACAUCACCCGCCCCGAGGCCCGCAAGUCCAAGGGCCGCUCCAAGGCUCGUGCGUAA